Messenger RNA from Pelobates cultripes (western spadefoot toad), 537 nucleotides. Lineage: Eukaryota; Metazoa; Chordata; Amphibia; Anura; Pelobatidae. The record is from the annotation of a GenBank genome assembly.
AUGCCUUUCUUGUAUACCCCGAUGGGCAGGAAACCACGCCAAUGCUCCGGGGCCUACCACACUCCUCCGCAUGCCAAAGCCUGCAUGCUUGACUGGGUAAAUACCUUGGAAGCACUGAGCCUAAGCCGAGUCCCGACAACGAAUCAUCAGUACAGUGUCAACAAGAUGGGCCGUCGAUCCCAAAAGCCACAAACAAGCGGGAAUAAGGACACUUGCGAUAUUGGAGUCCUGCUCCAACGCACCCCGGCCAAGAGAGCAUCUCCCAACCCAGACCCGGAGGUCUACUCCACGUGCUCUGACAUGCCCGUGGUCACACCGACGGACCGAUGGGGCACACUGAGAUCUCUGAUGGCAGUCCACAACGGGGCCAUGGCGAAACUGACCUCUCUAAUGGAAGCUCCCUCCUUCCUGCGCUCACCGGGACUCUCCCCACAGCCCAUGCACACUGCGGAACCCUCCAACUUCCACAGAUGGGACCCUGCUAGGUCUGUCCCGUUCAUGCCACGCUACGGAGAAAGACUGGGGGCAGCCACCUGA